AAGCAACAACAACAACAACUCAACACAGUUAUCGGUUGGAUUUUGCUUUAUUUAUUGUUUCAUUUGUCCAUGGAAGAACCUCCAUUUUAAGUCCCCUUUCUUUUUCCUUAACCUUUCUCUCUCCUCUCUCCUCUCUCCUAUCUCUUUCUUUCCUUCUCCCCCCCUCUCUCUCUCUCUCCUCUCUCCUCUCUCCAGAAAAAAAAAGAGCUGUUUUACCCACACAACUUCCAUGGAUGACGACGGAUUGAACAUGCGAAAUUGGGGGUAUUACGAGCCUUCAUUCAAAGAACAUCUCGGUUUACAACUAAUGUCUCCUCUCACAGAUCAUCGAGACACAAAAUCUUUCUUAUCUUCCCGAGAUAACCCCCUCAUGAUGAACCAAAACGGAGCAUCAUCCAUGGCGGCGGCUUACCACCACCGCCCACAAAACUGCGUCGUUUCAGAAGCACCGAUACCUCUUCAUUACAUGAGAGACAGCUGGAUACAACGAGAACGACUCCUCCAUAUGCUUCCCGGAAACCCAAAUUUCUCUCUUCUUCCCGAUGCUUCCGCUUCCAAUUCAAUGCACAUGAUGCAACAACAACAACAACAACAACAACCCAUCGAUCUCCCAAAAGACACUCUCGACGACAAUGGUGGUGGAGUUGGCACUGGCGGCGACACCGGCGGCAGUGGUCCUGUGAAGAAAAGAUCGACAACAAACCCUAAAACCCCACGAGCAAAAAAACCGAGAAAACCUCCAGGUGUACCCAAAGAAAACGGCGGCAACCACCAUGGUCAAAGGUCAAAGGUUGUGAAGAGAAGUAUGGAUGUGGUGAUAAACGGGAUUGACAUGGACAUUUCUGGUAUUCCUAUACCUGUUUGUUCAUGUACAGGGGCACCUCAGCAGUGUUACAGGUGGGGCUCCGGUGGGUGGCAGUCGGCCUGUUGCACCACCACCAUAUCGAUGUAUCCAUUGCCGAUGAGCACUAAAAGACGUGGUGCAAGAAUUGCAGGGAGGAAGAUGAGUAAUGGCGCUUUCAAGAAAGUGUUGGAGAAAUUAGCAUCCGAAGGUUAUAACUUUGCGAAUGCGAUUGAUUUGAGGCUUCAUUGGGCAAAACAUGGAACUAACAAGUUUGUAACAAUCAGAUAGAUGAGAUGAUGAGAUGAGAUCAUGUGAUGUGACUUUUUUAAGUUGUUUUGAAGAGGUGGUAUACUUACUUGCCAAUGGAUAUUUCAGUUUUUUUUUUUUUUUGGAGCUGUAGACAUUUGGGGUUCCAUUUUUAUUUCAAUUUAUGCUUAAAAACAAAAGGAUAUGAUAUUUCUUGGUAACUUAACGCUAGAUUUAUGGUUCAAGUUUUUUGUUGUUUUAACUUAUAAUCACAUUGAAUGGAUAUUUUAUUAUCUCU
Lactuca sativa (garden lettuce) is the source of this 1388-nucleotide messenger RNA. RefSeq names its product protein BASIC PENTACYSTEINE2. Gene Ontology annotation, biological process: response to ethylene. The record is from RefSeq and is a predicted model, not a curated record. Gene Ontology annotation, cellular component: nucleus. NCBI's taxonomy places the organism in Eukaryota, Viridiplantae, Streptophyta, Magnoliopsida, Asterales, Asteraceae. Gene Ontology annotation, molecular function: sequence-specific DNA binding; DNA-binding transcription factor activity.